AUGUUCUCCAUGCAGGACUCCUUGCCCCGAGGAGGGCUCAGCCUGAAAGAGGAGCCGCUCCCUGCCGGCCUCGGCUCGGUGCGCUCCUGGAUGCAGGGCACUGGAAUCUUGGACGCCACUACCGCAGCGCAGAGUGGUGUGGGCCUGGCUCGAGCUCACUUUGAGAAGCAGCCGCCUUCCAAUCUUCGCAAAUCCAACUUCUUCCACUUUGUGUUGGCCAUGUAUGACCGGCAGGGACAGCCGGUGGAGAUCGAGCGCACAGCCUUCAUCGACUUUGUGGAAAAAGAGCGGGAACACAGUGGAGAGAAAACCAACAAUGGCAUCCAUUACCGGCUGCAACUGCUCUACAGCAAUGGAAUCCGCACUGAACAAGACCUGUAUGUUCGACUCAUCGAUUCCAUGUCUAAGCAGGCCAUCAUCUACGAGGGGCAGGACAAGAACCCGGAGAUGUGCCGUGUCCUUCUCACCCACGAGAUCAUGUGCAGCCGCUGCUGUGACAAGAAGAGUUGUGGCAACCGGAAUGAGACUCCAUCUGACCCCGUCAUUAUAGACAGGUUUUUCCUCAAGUUUUUCCUUAAAUGCAACCAGAACUGCCUGAAGAAUGCAGGCAAUCCUAGAGACAUGAGGCGCUUCCAGGUGGUGGUCUCCACGACGGUGAGCGUGGAUGGGCACGUGCUUGCUGUGUCUGACAACAUGUUUGUUCACAACAACUCCAAGCAUGGCCGCCGUGCCCGCCGCCUUGACCCUUCAGAAGCAGCCACCCCCUGCAUCAAGGCCAUCAGCCCCAGCGAGGGCUGGACCACAGGGGGAGCCACUGUCAUCGUCAUCGGAGACAACUUCUUCGAUGGCCUCCAGGUCGUCUUUGGAACCAUGCUGGUGUGGAGUGAGCUGAUCACACCCCACGCCAUCCGGGUGCAGACUCCACCGAGGCACAUCCCUGGGGUAGUGGAGGUGACCCUGUCCUACAAGUCCAAGCAGUUCUGCAAAGGGGCCCCUGGCCGCUUCGUCUACACGGCUCUCAAUGAGCCAACCAUCGACUACGGCUUCCAGAGGCUGCAGAAGGUGAUACCACGACAUCCUGGAGACCCUGAGCGGCUUCCUAAGGAAGUGCUAUUGAAAAGGGCAGCUGACCUGGUGGAGGCUCUGUAUGGGAUGCCACACAGUAACCAGGAUCUCAUCAUAAAGCGGGCAGCAGACAUUGCAGAAGCACUCUACAGUGUCCCACGCACCCCCUCCCAACUUGGCUCCCUGGCCCCAGGCCAUCCCCACACAGCCAUGAUGGGCAUCAACUCCUUUGGGAGCCAGCUGGCAGUCAACAUUGGAGAUUCCACACAAGGGGCCGAACAAGGUUACUCCCGGAAUACCAGCAGUGUGUCUCCUCGGGGCUACGUGCCCAGCUCCACCCCCCAGCAGAGCAGCUAUAGCAGCAUCACAUCCAGCAUCAACGGCUACGGGGCCACUGGUAUGGCUGGCCUUGGGGUACCCAGCUCACCCAGCUUCCUCAACGGCUCCACUGCAAAUUCACCCUAUGCUAUCAUGCCCUCCAGCCCUCCGCUGGCUGCAGCUUCCUCCAUCUCCCUCCCGGCCGCUGCCCCCACCACCAGCGUCUUCUCCUUCUCGCCGGUCAACAUGAUCUCUGCCGUCAAGCAGAAGAGCGCCUUCGCCCCUGUGGUGCGCCCACCUGGUUCCCCGCCCCCUGCCUGCACCAGCACUAAUGGCAGUGCCCUGCAAGCCAUGUCUGGACUCCUCAUCCCCCCCAUGUGAGGCCCACACAAAGAGAACAACCCAGCCAUUGGAGAGAGACCCUGGGGACUGGCAGGCCGGUGGACUGGGAUGACCUGGAAGAGGACUUCCUGCUGGCCAUGGGAGAGACGCCACCUUCUGUGCUUUGGGAGCCUGGGCCCUAUCCCUCUGCAGCCCUUUUCUCUUCUCCCUUCCACUCUCAGGACUGGCCACAGGAGGCUUCUCUCUUCACAGCACCAUUUUAACUUGGGUGUAUGUAUGUAUGUAUGUAUGUGUGUAUGGGUGUGUGUGUACAUAUGUACAUAUGUAUGUGUGUGCGUGUGGUUCUAGGGGGGGACUGAUCCCCCCAAACUUUUCCCAUUAUAAGCUUGGUGUGGGAGGGGGGUCCUGGGGAUGGGUUGGGGGGGCAGGGGUUCGGGUGAAAGGUCCUGCCCUCUAGAAUGCUCAGGGAAGACGAUCUGGUGUCUAUGGAGCACUGCCUCCCACUCCCUGGGAGGAUUCACCACCCUGCCCUUGCCUGAUGCCUCCAACAUGUCUGGCCUGGACAGCUUUUCCUGGGAAGCGGGGUCUGCCUGCCUGGUUCUGGUUGGGAGGUAAAGACUUGGGGAAAGGAUUGGGCCAAGAGCCACAGGAGAUAGGGGCAGGUACUGGGGGAGACAUGCCAGGCCAGGGGAAGGUGGGGUCAGGGAGGGGGUUGGAUGAAGAUCCCAGUUCCCCCACAGGGUGCAGCUUUAAGGCAGGAAUAGGAGCAUUACUGUAGGACCAAUCUGUGUGACUCCAUUUCCCAGGCCUGUGGCCCAGCAAGCAUCCUCCUUCUGGCUUGCUCCUCAAGGCCAACCCCACUUCACGCACGAUGCUGGCUUCCUGGCUUCCCCAACCAGGGACAAAGCCAAGGUUCCAGAUCCUUCCUCCUGAGUUCUGGGAAAGGCCACCAGCAACUCUAGGAGAUUUGUCCCUUUAGGCCCAUGGAACAAGCUCCUAGGAGCUGUGGAGUGAUCCACCCGAUUCUGAAACUCUCUUACCAAUGCCCUUUUCCUACCUCCCUCCACCCCCAUCCUUGAGGCUCCCAAAGUACAUCCCCUUGUAGCAGGCUAAGGCUCCGGCCCAGGGGCCUGCCUUCCUCCCCUUGCAGCCUUCCUCCCCUUCGAGGCCUCCCUGGGGGUUGCUCUCAUUGUCUCUGUGUCUCCUAUUGUCUCUUCUCCUGGUGGCCCUUCCUUCUCCCCAGCCCACCAGCUCCCCUCAUCUCCCAAGGGCCUGUGCUGCCCUCCCCCUUUCCCUGGCUGGCAGCUCAGAGUCCAGCUUUGGUCAUUUGGUCCGGGAGGGGGUUUGGGAGAAAUGAAACAAUAAAUGGAGAUACUGAUGCCC
Molecule: messenger RNA, 3108 nt
Organism: Vombatus ursinus (common wombat)
Lineage: Eukaryota; Metazoa; Chordata; Mammalia; Diprotodontia; Vombatidae
Gene: EBF4
Product: EBF family member 4
Exons: 16
Coding region: 1-1764 (587 amino acids)
Biological process (GO): regulation of transcription by RNA polymerase II
Molecular function (GO): DNA-binding transcription factor activity, RNA polymerase II-specific; RNA polymerase II cis-regulatory region sequence-specific DNA binding
Source: RefSeq, a predicted model, not a curated record